AGCUGUGCUGUGAAUAAAGCAAAGCAGGGAAAAAGGGCCGGAGCAGGGAGUACUGAUGGCCAAUCAUCUGAAAGAGCUCUUUCUAUUUCUAGGAUUGUUUACUGAAUAAUAAUAUAUACUGAUGGACGUGUGUUCUGUCUUGGGGCGUGGAAGCUUCGUUCUCAAUCUAGUUUAGCAUCACGUCGCUUUCGCGACUAUGGAUAAAGCUUGCGAUCUUACUUGUAUGUACCACUGCCAGUCUACCACCAUCUGGAACCAUCGUUCUUCCUGCUUUGUUGAUUGCUUAAAUAGUCGCCUCCUGGUUCCUGCCCUGCCACUGCAUUUGCCCAACGACAUACAGGCAUACAGCUGCCGCUUAUCAACAACACUCCACCUGCUCCACAGUCCGGCUGGAGAGACGAAAGACGGCUUCUCCGACGAUGGCCUGCUUCCUCGCCGCCGGCCACGCGGCAGCUAAGAGGUCCGCCGGAACGGUGCUGCGCCGCCGUGGGUUCGCCGCCUCCGCCACUGCACGCCGCCACGACGACGCGAAGGAGGCCGUGAAGUGGGAGCGGAUCACGUACGCCGGGAUCGCUACGUGCACCGUGCUGGCCAUGUUCAACCUGUCCAAGGGACACCAGGAAUUCCCCGACCCACCGCCGAACCCGUACCUGCACAUCAGGAACAAGGACUUCCCCUGGGGUCCUGACGGCCUCUUCGAGAGGAAGAAGAAGCACUCCAACGACAUUAGCGGAGCUUUCAUGAGCUUGGACAAUUUUUAUUAAGCAAAAUAUUUAAAUAGAAAUUUACAGAGUUUUAUUUUGAUAUAAAAAUUUUUUCCUUUUGAACGUCUCCGACGAGCCCGGCCGGCCGCCCGGGGUGGCCUGGCGGUGGCUCCGCCAGUGCCAACGACCAUCACUAGGUCUAGCUACUAUAGCUAGCACGAGGCUGCAACAUGUACUGGCUCAAUCCUUGUGUGCUGUCUAAUUUUGGAGGACUUGCUGUACGGCGAAGUCACAACGAUAGGCACUCGAGACUAUAUAUAUGUGUGUCUAGUUUUGCAGAGUGAUAAAACUUGUACUGGCAUUAUUAUUGAACAAGUUUAAUAAUGAUUGAUGAACAAUGUCAAGAUUAAUAAAAUGACUUAUUAUACGAUUAA
Messenger RNA from Sorghum bicolor (sorghum), 1138 nucleotides. Its product is annotated as cytochrome c oxidase subunit 6a, mitochondrial. Gene Ontology annotation, biological process: mitochondrial electron transport, cytochrome c to oxygen. The record is from RefSeq and is a predicted model, not a curated record. NCBI's taxonomy places the organism in Eukaryota, Viridiplantae, Streptophyta, Magnoliopsida, Poales, Poaceae. Bases 420 to 764 code for a protein of 114 amino acids. The transcript is spliced from 3 exons. Gene Ontology annotation, cellular component: mitochondrial inner membrane. Gene Ontology annotation, molecular function: enzyme regulator activity.